Molecule: messenger RNA, 1066 nt
Organism: Lathyrus oleraceus (garden pea)
Lineage: Eukaryota; Viridiplantae; Streptophyta; Magnoliopsida; Fabales; Fabaceae
Exons: 2
Coding region: 132-770 (212 amino acids)
Source: RefSeq, a predicted model, not a curated record
GCAUAUGUUCAGAAUAUGUUUCCUCCUCUUUCUAUAUAUACAAAGAAAUCCUCUAUUCUAAAUAUCCAAUUCCAUCAAAGAAAAGAAUUCAGAGACUUAAAGGACUUAAACGAGUCACAUAAAUCAAAACUAUGGCUUAUUGGUCUGCAGAAAAUGCCACAAAAGCCUUUCUCAGCACUUUGAGAAUGGGUCAAAAGGCUAAAGAACCAUCUGUUGCUGAAUAUAUAUCAGCAUUAGCAGCUGGAAACAAUGCACAGUUAAUGGUUGUUGCUUGUGCGGCUGCAGCUGAUUCAACUACACUUGCACUAAUUGCUGCUGCUAAUCAAACUAAUGGAAAUGUAAUAUGCAUUGUACCUAACAAUGAAGAUUUAAUUGCAUCCAAAAAUUUCCUAGGAGUAAUUGCUAAUCAAGUGAAGUUCAUGAUUGGAAAAGAAGCACAAGAAUCAAUGGUAUUAAACAAAGCUGAUUUUGUGGUAAUUGAUUGUAAUCUUGUGAACCAUGAAGAGAUUGUGAAAUUAAUACAAAUUGGUGAUGGUAAUAAGAAAAAGGGUGCAGUUGUUGUUGGUUAUAAUGCAUUUAGAUGUAAAGGGUCAUGGAGAUCAUGUGGGUCCAAAACUCAAUUGCUCCCUAUUGGAGAAGGGUUGUUGGUGACAAGAGUUGGAUGUGGAAUGACUAAGAGUGGUCGAAGUCGGUGGAUUGUGAAGGUUGAUAAAUGUACAGGUGAAGAACAUGUUUAUAGAGUAAGACGUCCACAAGGAAAAGUUAUUUAAGCCUAAUUGUUAGUACUGGUGACUUUCCGAGUGCACGGAGACCAAGCGAGGAUGGUGUUAGAAUGACAGAUUUGCAUAACCACAUGAUCUAGACUGUUGUUGGAUCAAAAUGCAUAGUUAGAACUUAAAUAGUUCAAUCUUGAUUUUAGAGUUCAGAUCGACAAAGGUGUGAUUCGAGAGAAUUUAAAACUUGCAAGUAGUUCUCCAUUUAUUUUUUUGGGAAAAGAUGUAGAAACCUAGGAAUUAGUCCUAUUUGAAAUGUACAAAACUAUAGAUAUAUAUUAUCAAAUUUUGUU